Messenger RNA from Chara braunii, 6747 nucleotides. The record is from the annotation of a GenBank genome assembly. NCBI's taxonomy places the organism in Eukaryota, Viridiplantae, Streptophyta, Charophyceae, Charales, Characeae.
GGUUGGCUUGCUCGGCAACGACUUGGGCACAGGGGUGGGCCGAAAUACACACGAAGACACCGCUUGCUCAAUGAUGCUUACCGAUAGUGUUUGCCUAACUCAUGAGCGGAUCAGACACCGAUGAGGGUAGAGUUGACAAUGUGAGACUUACACCUUCGAGAGCACUUAGUGUCCCGCACGUGUAUCAAGCCUUACAACCGGAAGACGAAGCACGACUUCGUGCCGAACGUAGAGUCCGUGCUCUUGCAGCAGCGAGGGCAGAAGCGAACCUAGCAGCUAGGGAACAGGCUGCAGCAGCAGCCAGGGCAGCAGCCAUGUCUUCUGCAGGAGCAACCUCUGCUGCAUCUUCUGCUGUGUCCUCGUCUGGGACCCAGUUUGGAAUGCCAACAGGGUCCACGGGUACUUCCAGUUCUAUAGGUUCUCGACAGUCUACCAGUCAAAUGGCGGGCUCGCAGUUCAGCUCGUUGACCCCACGCGAGAGGGAGCUUAGAGAGCUCCAACAGGUCGAAAGGAUCCACGAGCGAUUAGAGAGGGAACUGAAACAAGCUACCGACAGAGAAAGAGAAAUUAAAAAUAGAACAGCUAGGCUUGACACGUUAGAGGCUGACAAAGCUGAGCUAGAGGGCUUGGAUGAUUCUGGAAUGUCUGAGCCCAUGAAAGUGUUGAAGAACAACAUGCUGUCGCUGCAUGCGCACGUGGACAGCAGGUUGGACUUCAUGCAGAGCACUCUUGACCAGAUCCUGGACGUUUUGACAAGGCCAGGAUUUAGGCCACCAGCACAGUCGUCGUUGCCGUUAACGGCGAUGUCAGGCCCCUUUCCAGUUCAAGCUGACACACAACCAAGUGGCACGUCUGCAGCAGCCACACAGACUGUUGCGUCUUCUUCUUCGGGUCCAGUGGUGGGAGCUACACCACCGCAACAACCUGUUCCUCAACAGGGACAGCCGCAAGGUCAAUGGUAUCCUAAAACCCCAAUGAAACCGCCUCUUGCCUUCUCAGGCGAGAGGAAGGACGAAGAACUCAACACUUGGUUGAGAACAGUUCCGGUUUGGGUAAAGGCAAAGAGGACCUUGCCAAAGGACGAAGUGGAGGCACAAAGAGCCACUGAUGCGAUCAACAGACUAGACCAACGAAAGUUUAAGUCGGUCAGAGAGCUUACGACUACCGUAGAGAGCCUGAUCCUCGUCCCAGGCAUCAACUACAGUGACCAGUUCCUGUUAACUACGUUCGUCAGAUGUCUUCCAGAGAACAUCAGGAACUUGCUGGCCAGCGAGGCACGCCUCGAGUACCAUUCGUUUGAGACGUUGUCUAGGAAAGCCUUAGAUUUGGAGGCCACUCUAGGCAAUGCUCAACCCUCUCAGACUGACACGAAGAAGAAGAAGAGUCCUCAGGAGUGGAAGAAGAAGUGGGCUAAGUUGAUGAUGGUUGAGUCCGAUGGGACUCAAACGGAGAUCGACGAGCUCACUAACCUGAUGGACUAUUCAGAGCUCGAUGGCGAGGAGACCGCUGAGGGUAGCACCCUCGCCGCAGUUGUAAAGGCUAAGGAAGGUGGCCGAGUGAAGGGCCAACCAAAGAGCCAAGGGAAGGCUGCCUCCAAUCAAACCAAAGUGGCUGAUUGGGUCAAGGCAGGUCUUGAUCAAGACGUGUGGCGGGACCGCCGAGUGCGCGGCGCUUGUAUUAACUGUGGACGGGAGCCGAGAAAAACAAGAAUGGCGCGAUGGUUGUCGCCUCCUGUCUACUCUAGUGGUCCGAAAAUGCCUAUAGACGUAAGGGAUGGGGUAUCUGUUGUUCUCCCACAAGAAGGAACGUGGACGGACCUAGAACCAGCGUAUGAAACCGUGAUGCUGGACGAGAAGGACGCGUUCCUCUGGAUAGAGACGAUCUGGACCAAGGUCAGCCUGACGAGACUCUCACCAAGUCUGAUGGAUUUAGAGUUCCGGGGAACGGUGGAAGCUCGAGGAUGGGUCUACUUAUCUCAGGAAAUGGAAAAUGCAAUGGUAGUGGGAUUAGUAUUGGGCACGGCACCAAGCCAGCUGUUUAGGCAAGCGGAACGGAAAGUGAUAUGGGCGGCGUGUCAGCGGGCAGAAAUGGAAAUGGAAAAGAUGGAGGUGCGAGUGGAACUCGGGGACGGGAAAAAUAUGAGACGACCCCUUAGGACGAUGAGGUGCGUGCUACCUCCGUUCCUGGUGGAUGCGGUCUUUGGGACCAGGGAUAGACUGAAACGGAUAUGUCAGUCGAUGACGCGCCUGGGGCUGUACCAAUGCGCUAGACAGGACUUCUUUAGACUGUCAGUGGAGGCAGGGCCGUUUGAGGGAAACUGGGCGGAAGAGUUAGCUGAGGAUUCGGUGCGGAUCGAGAGCCAGGAGAUCGAAGGCAAGUGUGCGAUGGCGCGAAGAAGGACGUUCCUUGAAGAACGCCCCUUGGGCAUUGAACCGCCUAGGGAAGUGUCGGGUGGGAUAGAGGUUAGCUUGCCAGCAGCAAGGGAAGGUUGGCACCGGGUGGCGGACUGGGUCGGGGUCGAGCUCGCGGAAGAUAUGGUUUAUCUGGUGACAAAAUUGGAGUGGCGUGCGGAGGAGAAUGGGGAAUGGAACCCGGACCCACGAGGGCUCAUGCGUGCAGAAGGACGGCUGUAUGUGUCAGAAGAUGGGUGGAGGGAGUUCGGAGUUCGGCUGGCAUCUGGAGAAGACCCGUUGAGCAUGUUUGAAGGGGCAUGGCAGUUAGUGUGGCGAGAAGGAUUUGAGUUCGCAGAUCCGGGGGUUGACGAUGUAACAGCGGACCUUAGGGUAGCCACGGUCGGGGAUUUUGAAUGGCCUAGUGAAAAUGUACGAAUGAGGCUGCCACCUUUCCUGCUAGAAAAACUGGGCGGUUUGGAACUUGUUAGACAAGCAGUAGCCGACCUCGCAAGCCUGACAUAUGAGGAUGCGAUGGUACAUCGAGAAUACUACCGGGCCUUCUUAGAAAUGGGGCCGUUUAGCGGAGAGCAGAAGUACGAGGUGUUGCGCAUCCUGUGUGCUGUGUUUAGCACCAGGCCGAGGGUUCCGGUCGUGGGAAGUGAGGUCCUGUGGGGUGUCGUCCGACGAGAAAUAAACCAAGGGAUGGCGUACGUAGAUGAUCUGUACCGAUUGUAUGAGCCGAUGGAGGUAGAAACAGGUAAAGGAAUAGCGAUGGAGGAAGAAAUCGAGGAUCAGCAGGGCAAAGGGAGUCAGGGUACGAAUGGGGAUGGGGAACGAAACGAGGGAUCAGCGAGGGACCGAGAGUCGGCCAAACCGGAGGGAACCCGAGAAAACGGGAAGGGUCUCUCAACAGGAGAAAGCUCGGGGAAAGCUGGGGGUAGCAAAAGGGGAUCUCAGGAAAAUAGGGAAGGGGGAAACGAUAUGAGAGCGAGCCCUCGGAACUCAGCGGGAGUCACCCCUAAAAAGACAAAGGUCUUGGACACUCGCCGUAAACUGGCAGAAAUAGAAAAGCGUACUGCAGAAUUUAAAGCAAGACUUAUUGAGCAGAUGAUGGCUGGGGAUGAGGAGGAUCUCCAGGGCUUGGGAUCACGGGAAGGACGCAGGGCCAGUCAGGACGAGGUCAGGUAUGAAGGGAAGGAUAACAAUCAUAGGGAGACGCCUAGCAAGAAGGGGAAGGAUAAGGACGACUCCCCGGCAGAAGGGACGGAAAACGCUAUGACCUCACCCGCCAUUGACAGCGGCACUAGCAGACUGCCCGCCACGCUGAAAGUAACAGGGGCGUGUGACGGACUCUGGAGCCUUAGGGAAAGGGUGCUAGGAUGGUUUGACCCAGAAGGAACACCGAAAACCAGGGAGAAGCAGAGGGAAAGCAAGGAAGGGGAAGGGACUAGUGCAGCUGGAGAAGCGGGUAGCUCCGAAGAUGGUCUCAAGAGGAUAGUCGCCACCCUCACCAGGACACUGAACAAGAACCAGGGAUAUCUCGCAGAUGCAAAGAAGAAACUCACGUUCGAUGGGGCCAACAUUACGGAGUUUCUAAUAGACUAUGAGAACCUAGCAACUUUACUGAAAUGGACGGAAGAGGAAAAAAUGGAGCACCUAGGGCAGCAUGUGUCGCUAAGCUUGGGAAGGGACAUUAUGGCUAUCGUCGCCUCCAGUGGAUCCUGGAAAGAAACCAGGAAUGAGAUGAUGAGGAAAUACCUGAAGGCAGAGAAAAUGGCAACAGAGGCCGAAUUAGCCGCAGUCCAGAGGAAAACUUAUGCGACCUACAACGAUUUCCUAAGGGCGUUUACGUUAGUGGCUCUACGAAUCCCCGGGGUGACGGACCGUAUAAUGAGUAAAUACUUCCUUAGGCAGUUCUCCGAGUUUGAUAAGGAUAAGAUUUUGUUAGCAUACCAGCAGACCAGUAAGUUCGAGUACACGAGAGAUGUGGACUUCAGCACCGUAACAGACCUCGCGGAAAAGACAGUGGUAACUAAGACCCUGACCCUGCUUAAGGAAGGGGAGGUUAUAGAUCUGACCGGGAAAACGGGGGAUAAGGUUAAGAAGGGGAUUGAGAGCAUGCACGAACGAGUGCACGGGGUUGACAGCAAGAUGGAAAGGGUGGAAAACGCACUAUUAGUGAUGCAGGCACAGGUGUUCAGACCCGCCCUCCCCCCCCAAGAGGCCGUGGUUCCGGCAGCCGUAGCCAACCGGGGUUUCGCCAGAAGAGACCCGGCUAACGAACAAUGCAAGUACUGUACAAUGGUCGGGCACUUCGUGAGGACCUGCCCAAGAUUUAACCACGACAUCGUCCGACAGAGAUGCAGUAGGUCCCUCAAAGACGAGAUCCUCGGACCCCAGGGAGAACGCGUGAACAGAAAUUCGCCAGGAGGAAUGCGGUGUGCCAUCAUCCUCCUGAAUAACUUGGAUAUAGCUGCCGUAGAAGCAGAGCCGGUAGCCGAGCUUGUCUGGAACCAUCCAAGGGGGCGCGGACCCCAGGUCAACUUCAGCCUGGAAGGCAAUGGGCAGGAUAGGGUAAAUAUUACCACUCUACGAGCAGGCGCGGAAAAGAAACUCAUUCGAGAUACAGUAAUGGAAGAAGUCGCUGGUACUAGUACAGAACAGGAAGCUGAGGCCGGGGAACAGGAGAAGGUAUAUGGGAAAACGAGGGAAGAGGAACCGGUAGAUAAAGCCACUGCAGCAAAAAAAAAGUUCAGGUACCAGAUCCUGAUUCUGACGUUGCCUGAAUUAGAUGACACGUUGAGCAAACUCCUGGGCACCAUGGUAUCGGUAUCCUUCCAGACCAUGCUGCAGGCAAGUCCGAGACUGCUCAAGGGUCUCAGGCAGCUAUUGACACGUAAACGGGUAGAAGUAGAGGAGGCCCCGGAACCACAGGAACAUGGAGCCGAGGAGGCCGAGGCACCACAAGGAGUCUCUAACCUCCAAAGCAUUCCAGGGGGCCUAGAAGAUUUGGAAAAAGCCUUUGCUGAUAUUCGUCUGAACCUGCCGGAUCGAGAAGGUGGCGAAGUCAUGAGAGCACCGUCCGACACUAAACUUAGCUUCCACGCACUGCCUGUAGGAAAACUUAAAGUCCAAAUCGGAACCCACCACACCGAUGCAUUAGUGGAUGGCGGCGUGGAAAUUACCCUUAUACGACGGGAUUUCGCAACAAUCACGGGGUGCACAGUAAACAAGGAGGUAGCAGGCAGUAUCAGGGGAGCGGGCGGAGAAAUCCCCUUCACUGGGUAUGUUACCAAAUGCGCGAUCAAGGCAGGAAUCCGGGAAUCCAUCUGGUCCUUUCAACGGAUGACCGUGAUGGAAGAAAUAGACCAUGAUAUAAUUAUCAGGAGACCAUGGUGCGCCAACGUAGAAAUGAUAGGAAUGCAUCUGCACGACGGCACAUAUAUGGUAGACAUAGAAGACUCAGUGAACGGCCGUGGAGAACUCCUCCGACUCCUUGGGACCGGAGGGGACCCUCCGAAGGACAAGUUGGCAACCUGGUCACCAACAUUCGACGAGAGUGCGAGGAAGGGCGCAUUUGCACGGAUGGAAGGUAUGAGGGAGAGAGUAGAGAUCAUGAUUGAGGAGACUUUUAGUAAAAAGGAGUGGAUCAAGAUGGGGCUGCCUGGGAAGAAGAGGAGGCCGGAGGACGAGCUUCUGGGGGUUAUGUUGGCGGAAAAGGAGUCGAAAAUCGAACUUGGCGCCAAUCUGCCCAAACCAAAGGAGGGACGGAAGGAAACGACGGAAGUAGUGCUUCAGAUUCCUGACUUACUGCAGCUCAUCAAAGCCAUUAGAUACCAUAAAAUUGGCGUAGAUCCGACAACACUUGCAAAGUUUGAGGAAGAAAUCCAGAAGGGCUACUGUCUUAAUGGGAAGGUAGUCAGUGUCCAGCCCCGUGUCACGGAGGUGGCAAGGCCAAUCCAGACGAUUCAUUUUUUAGGAGAACGAUCCCAGAAGGAAGUGUGCAAAAGUACAAACCCGUAGGGAAGAAGGCCAAACCGGUCUCGAUCCUAGUAGAAACAUCGAGGGAAGAGGCCAUGGAAAAAGAGGAGGAGACCCUACGGAUGAUAAAGGAGAGACGGGCAACGGAAGGGCAUCGCAUACCAGAUGACGUAGCAAAUACCAUGAAAAUAGGAGUGGAAGGAUUCCUAACAGCGGAAGAAACUCAGUUGAUAAGAAAGGCGUGCCAGGAGUUCCAUUUAACUUUCGCUUUCAAUGAUCAUCAGAAAGGGCGGUUGGACGCAAAGCUAGUCCCUCCAGUCAGGAUCCACACAGUAGAGCAUGAAUGCUGGAAUGAUAAAGGUCCUGCCUACGA